Grammomys surdaster is the source of this 7266-nucleotide messenger RNA. RefSeq names its product metal regulatory transcription factor 1 (gene Mtf1). The coding region runs from base 128 to 2155 and encodes 675 amino acids. NCBI's taxonomy places the organism in Eukaryota, Metazoa, Chordata, Mammalia, Rodentia, Muridae. The transcript has 11 exons. Gene Ontology annotation, biological process: positive regulation of transcription by RNA polymerase II; central nervous system development. Gene Ontology annotation, cellular component: nucleus. Gene Ontology annotation, molecular function: RNA polymerase II cis-regulatory region sequence-specific DNA binding; DNA-binding transcription activator activity, RNA polymerase II-specific. The record is from RefSeq and is a predicted model, not a curated record.
GGACAGGUGGGGGCAAUCAUGGUGCCGCUGGGGAGGGGAGAAGCUGCCGCUGCCGCCGUUGCCGGGAGCCGCGGAGAAAGGCCAUUACCUUUUCAUUUCUCACAAUUGGGCUGAGCAGAAGUGAACCAUGGGGGAACACAGUCCAGACGACAACAUCAUCUUCUUUAAGGGAGAGGAAGAUGACCUAACCCCGCAUGACAAGAUGCUCAGGUUUGUGGAUGACAACGGACUGGUGCCUUCCUCAUCUGGAACUGUUUAUGAUAGGACCACUGUUCUUAUAGAACAGGACCCUGGCACUUUGGAGGAUGACGAAGACGAUGGACAGUGUGGAGAACACUUGCCUUUUCUGGUGGAAGGUGAAGAGGGCUUCCUAAUAGAUCAGGAGGCAAUGUCCCAGGGUUACGUACAACACAUCAUCUCCCCAGACCAGAUUCAUUUGACUAUAAACCCUGGUUCCACGCCCAUGCCAAGAAACAUUGAAGGUGCAACUCUUACUCUGCAGUCGGAAUGUCCAGAAACAAAACGGAAAGAAGUAAAGCGGUACCAGUGCACCUUUGAGGGAUGCCCUCGCACCUACAGCACAGCGGGCAACCUCCGCACCCACCAGAAGACUCACCGAGGAGAGUACACCUUCGUCUGUAAUCAGGAGGGCUGUGGCAAGGCCUUCCUCACCUCCUACAGCCUCAGGAUCCAUGUGCGAGUGCACACAAAGGAGAAGCCAUUCGAGUGUGACGUGCAGGGGUGUGAGAAGGCAUUCAACACACUGUACAGGUUGAAAGCACAUCAGAGGCUUCACACAGGGAAAACGUUUAACUGUGAAUCUCAAGGCUGCAGCAAAUACUUCACCACACUCAGUGAUCUGCGGAAGCACAUUCGAACCCAUACAGGAGAAAAGCCAUUUCGAUGUGAUCACGACGGCUGUGGAAAAGCGUUUGCAGCAAGCCACCACCUUAAAACUCACGUCCGUACGCACACUGGCGAAAGACCCUUCUUCUGCCCCAGUAACGGCUGUGAGAAGACAUUUAGCACUCAGUACAGUCUCAAAAGUCACAUGAAAGGUCACGAUAACAAAGGCACCACAUACAGUACACUUCCACAGCACAACGGAUCAGAGGAUACAAAUCACUCGCUUUAUCUGAGUGAGUUGGGCCUUCUGUCCACAGAUUCUGAAUUGCAAGAAAAUUCCAGUUCGACACAGGACCAGGACCUCAGCACAAUUUCACCAGCAAUCAUCUUUGAAUCAAUGUUCCAGAAUUCCGACGACUCUGCAAUUCAGGAUGACCCUCUGCAGACAGCUGCCUUGAUUGACAGUUUUAAUGGUGAUGCAGAGUCUGUCAGUGAUGUCCCACCGCCUGCAGGAAAUUCCACAUCUUUAUCUCUUCCACUCGUACUGCAGCCUGGCAUCUCCGAGCCACCCCAGCCUCUGCUACCAGCCCCAGCUCCGUCCGCACCUCCACCUGCUCCCUCCCUAGGACCCAGUUCCCAGCCAGCUGCAUUUGGCAGCCCCCCUGCUCUCUUACAACCUCCAGAAGUGCCUGUUCCCCACAGCACACAGUUUGCUGCUAAUCAUCAAGAGUUUCUUCCGCACCCCCAGGCGCCACCCCAGACCAUCGUACCAGGACUUUCUGUUGUUGCCGGGGCUCCUGCAUCAGCGGCAACAGUGACAUCAACCAUGGCAGCACCAGCCCCACCACAAAGUACUACUGAGCCCCUGCCUGCUAUGGUCCAGACUCUGCCCCUGGGUGCCAACUCUGUCCUAACUAAUAAUCCCACCAUAACCAUCACCCCAACUCCUAACACGGCAAUCCUGCAGUCCAGCCUGGUCAUGGGAGAGCAGAACUUACAGUGGAUAUUGAACGGUGCCACCAGUUCACCACAAAACCAAGAACAAAUUCAGCAAGCAUCGAAAGUGGAGCAGGUGUACUUCACCACCGCAGUACCAGUAGCCAGUAGCACAGGGAGCUCUGUUCAGCAGAUUGGCCUCAGUGUUCCUGUGAUCAUCAUCAAACAAGAGGAGGCCUGUCAGUGUCAGUGUGCGUGCCGGGACUCUGCGAAGGAGCGGGCGGCCGGCCGGAGAAAGGGAUGUUCUUCUCCACCCCCUCCAGAGCCGAACCCCCAGCCUCCUGAUGGGCCCAGCCUGCAACUGCCACCCUAGACUUCUCCCUCAUCCCUGCCCCCCCUCAUCCUCCUUCACCGGACCCUCUUCCUGUGAGCAAAGCAGACAGGCUGGGGCUCCUCAGACCCUUCGAAAUGUUAAGUGCCAUGGAUGUAUCAGAGUUCCUGUCCCUCCAGAGCCUGGACACCCGGUCCAGUCCGGUUCACAGUGAAGCACUACUGCAGGGGUAGAGGAAAGAGCCUGGCCGGCAGCUUCUCCAGGGGAAGGGCCUGUGCGCACCCCUCCAGGAACAGGGUGAGCAGGAAGUACCAGGUGUGAUGCUGCCAUCAUGGGGUCAGAAAUUGGAAGGAUGAAGAAAUCUACCAUCUGAAAGCCUCCCCUUUCAGACGUAUUUUCUUUACUCAUAUACCAGGAACAUCCAUUUUAAGGAACUGAUCUUUGGAGGAAAAAACAAAAACAAAAAAAACCAAAAAACAAAAAAAAAGAAAAAAAAAGAAAAAAGAAAAAAGGAAAAAAAAAGCUAAGUUAUAAGUGAACUGUCUGGCUGCACUGUAUGUCACUUUUGCUUAUUGUUAUGUGAACUUGGAAAUUAAGGUUACUUGUAUGCAUAAAAGUUCUAAAUGAAAGGGUGUGGUUUCCAUCAAUUUGGUACUGCCCAUCAUUUGCACUGGGGUCAUUGUGGAUUGGGCAGGAGAGUUCACUGUGCUGGGUGUUGCUCCUCUUCUGUGUCUUUUUAAUCUGAGGCAACACCUGAAGGGUCAGGCCACCGCUCUGUGAAAGCGGGUAAGGCAGUUGAGAACUGUGAGUUAGACAGGGCGAGUUGCUUCGUUGUUGGCACUUGGUUUCUGUGGAGCUUGGAGUAGAUGCAGACGGGUCUGCCGUGUAUCCUGCUCAGUCCUAGUGGGCAGCUGCAGGCCUCCUGGCCAUAGUGAAGAUGUGGUUCUGCAGGGCCCUGAGGCGGUUGUUGACCACUCUGUUGCUGAUGUGCUAGAGCUGUCUAUAGCACAGCACGGCCUUGCUUGGCUCUUUCCAUCUCUCAGUGCUUGUCAGUGCUUGAGGCUUGGAGCCCAUCUCCUAAGGAAGUGCCCGAUUUUAUCCUAAGGUGAAUGAGAGGUUUAUGGCCAGUGGCUGCCAGGGUCUGCCUGCCUUCGAUGAUGUUUGUUUCCUCAGAACAGAAGGGCUGCUUUUCCAGAGAAGGUACAGAUCUAAGGGAGUUGGAUGAGGCAGUAGGUGGUCGGCAGGCAUUCUGGUACCCAGUUCUUCUGGUACCCAGUUCUAGCCAGGCUUUGGUCAUCCUCUCCCAUCUGCAUCUCUCACGUCUCUUAGAUUUGCAUAUAGCCUCAUACAGUGCAAAGGAAGAUUGUGAUCUCUCAACAAAAAGGAAUAAAAACCUAAAAUGAUGAUAUUCUACUCAGGGUAAAACAAAAAGUUCCCCUUCCACCAAAAAGCCUGAAGCUUGCAGUCAGUUUACCUCAUUUGGAAUGUUUCGUUGUGUUACAGGAUUUUUUUUUUUAUUAGUGUAUAGAAUUAUACCCAUCCCCUUGCCUUUGGCUCCAGGUUAUUGCCUCCUCAAACAUAAUCUAUAGGAGAAUGGGGGUGUGGCUGCCCGUUUGCUAUUUACUGUGGCCAUUGGUGCUUAGCAAGCUCAGAAGGUAGCUGGGUCUAGGGACUGGAGGAGGCCUCUGCCUCCUGCAAGGAGCAGGAUCCGGUGCCCAAACAGGACAGCCAGAGAGCUGUAUAGGUUGCCCUCCUGCAGUCUGGGCAUUUCCUCAGAGCCAGCUAGAAUGGUGACUCUUGUCUUCAGGCAAGAUAUUUAGGGACAGUUGGCCAAGAGGGUCAUGGGAGCAGUAUUGAGGAGAAAUGGCACAGGUACAAGCAGCUGAUCUCCCAUUCCAGGAUUGGACCAGGAGUGUGAAUUUCUGAUGUUCUACACUCCUCCUCCCCCCACAAAGGUUGAUGGGUUUGGGCAACCAUAGACCUCUGCAGAAAUCUGCAAGGUAGGAAGAGCCCUCUGUUGGCACAGUGGUUAGUCCUUCUGGGGAACCAGCUGCUUGCGUGUAGGGUUGUCCUUGGCUGUCUCUAGGACUUGCACUCACAGGAAGCUUUGCACUUGGGCCCUCACUCUUUUCUUUAUAACUUCUGAGGAGAGCAGUGAAUGGGACCCCAAAGUAAGCUUGUAUCAAGGGACAGUAAUGGCCCUCCCACUUACUCUGCCCAUGAUGACCUGGGAGUCUGGUUUGCUGGGAGCUGACAUAGGAAACAGGAGCCUAGGGAGGAUGUAUAGAAGCUUUUAAUGGUUUAAAUAUGGCUUCUUGGUUAGCUAGGGCACUUAAUGGUCCAUUCCUAGGUCACUGGGGAGGUGAAAAAGCAGUUGAACAGUGUUGAGGCUGAAAUGUUUCUAGGUGAUGGAGUUAGUGGCUUUAGAACACGAGACUCUCAGAUCCAAAGAGCUUUUGGAAAGUGAGGGCUUUGCUUGCAGUCCAUGGCUGUUGAGAGCCAGUGUGUGAAACAGGGUAGACAGAUACUUCUGCCAUGGUGUACCAGCAGUCCUUCCCCCAUCCUUCCACAAGCCCAGCCUCUAAUUCCAAGGACCUUGGAGAAGAGGGAGCCUCCUGGCUAAACUAGAGCCAGAAAGACCAUUCAUGGAGAGAGUGGUUUCUCCAGGGAAUGACUUUAGGGUAAGGCCAAGAAGAGUGAAUUCUGGCAGGUCGAUUUAAUCCUUUCCUUCCAUGGUAGCCGUCACCACUGUUACCCUGUAGACCAUACUUGGGUUACCACCAGCAUCUCUAGUUUAGCCUCUUCCAAGAGACUAGUCAGCAGCAGGGCUGCUGGGCUUAGGAGGUGGUCAGGUAAUCUUGGUCCCACCACACUGCCUUAUAAAUGUGGUCCUUCCCAGGCAGGUGGGUAAGGCUAAAGGACGAUAGCUCAGUGUCCUUGACAGGGUCUGACCAACCUCAUGGGGCAGCACUAGUUUGGCCACAGGAGUACUGUCAUCUAUUGACUUAGUCCAGUUCAGAAGAUGAUGGUAAUGCCAAGGAGAGGCCUGGAGAUGUGGAGAGCCCUCUAGAUAGAAGGCUUCCUUCCCUUUCAGAGUCUGUAGAUGGGAAAAGGUGGUUUUCCGGGUCAAGGCAGUGGACUGAUGAGGUAAUAGAGGUGCCUGAGGUUUUCCUGAGGCUUUGUAUGAUGCUGAAUGUGUCCAGAGGGACAAAUUUGCAGAACCUCAUAUUGAUAUUUUAAAGAAAUAAUAAAAUAAAAAGCACUUUAGGUUACUUUAUCUUUAACCCAAUUGCUGCAAUUUCUGUUGUGUAUGUAUAUAUACAAAUAUAUACUUUCCACAAAGUUUUAUUUUUUGCUCAGAAUAAAAGUUAAGUUGAGGUGUAAAAUGAAGAGCACUUACUUGGGUGCAAUAUAUGCAUAGCUUGACAGUCGCUAUCCCACGUGGCCCUGGCCUAGCCUGGCCUCAAGCUCCAUCAGCCCUGUGCUGAAGCUGGCCACAGGGAACAAUAUUAGCAUCUCCCCAGCUGCUCAAUCUAUGCAAGCCUUCCCCGUGCGUCCGGGGCGCCCCCCUCAGGCCCUCCGAGGAACUGCUGCAGCUGUUUUCUUCUGACUGUUGAGGCCCCUUUUCUUUUCACUGCUUCUUGGUCCCCCUCCUCUCUUUCCCCUCUUCCCAGGACAAAAUGAUUCCUGAAAGGAAGGGUCAGUUGUUCCUAGGUAGAAACUUGGCACCUUUAGACUUUCAUAUUUGUAAUCACAUCCAUUGAAGGGAAAGGCUUCUCCAGUGUCACUGAGACUAUUGAUUUGUGGAACUGCACUACCAUUGCGCAUCAACAGAUUUUUUUACACCCCCAAUCAGAAAUAUGUUGGAAGGGGCAGGCAGUACAAGCCUCCUCUGUUGGUUCAAAAGCAGGACUUCCAUGCUUCAUCAAAUCCAUUUUCAAAGCCGUUAAUAACCUCCCUCACCAGCUCCCACUUAAUUCUUAAAUUCCCAACUGCAGAGGCAUUUUAAAUAUAUUUCAGCCAAAGCAAGAUUUUCACAGAUGAAGUUUUGCAAGUGGUUUUGCUGUGAUAUAGAUGGGAAGUUAUCCAUCUCUUAUUUGAGGUAGAAGGGGAUGAGGCACAAAACUGGAUUAUACAUAUUUCUGAUUGGUCUGUCUGGUCUGUUUCUUGCAUAUUCUUGGGGCAAAGAUAAAAGGGUCUUGUUCCUGAUGUCCCUGCUCUUGGGGAAGUUGGUCAUUGGCCUGGGCAUUUCUCACUGUUCUGGUGAUAUGAGGGCUUCUCAGUCCACAUUGAAAAUGCAAGUUAAAUUUGGAUCUGUCAAGGUAUAUUAUAGUACAAAUUUUUUCUAGAACUGGCGUUUAAAAACCAUACAAUGCUCCUUGGGUGGUGGCCUACUGGGACAAAAAUAGUUGAUGUCACUUUCUCAACACAAUGCAAUUUCUACUUAUUUUUACAGGAAAUGUUUUCAUAAAACUUUUUUCCACCAAAAUCUAGGGUGUUUAUUGCAAUAUCCUCAUGGCCCUCAAGGUGCCAAGUCAGGGGCUUGCCCAGCCUUGCCUCGGGUGUCCUCAGGCUCCCCAAGGGCUGUUUGAGUCAACAGUCUGCAUCUUUUGUUGUGCUCUGGAGAGAAACUGUCACUGAGGUUGGAGUUCCAGGAAGCUAGUCCCUUUUCCUUCGAACUCCUCCUUGUCCCAGUUUGGGGAAGGUGGCUGGAAAACAGGCUUUUCUGGUUGUUUGGCUCAGAUCUAGCCAGAAAAGGCCACAAACUCUUCUCUUUUCUAACACAAACUAAUCACUGGCCAGUGGUCUUGGUGACGAGUUUUUAAGUCCCAAAUAGUUUUAUUUGAAUUAUGUAAAAGUAUCGAAUUAUUUUAAAUGUAAAACAUGGGAACGGACUUCAACUGAGCGAUAUGAAAACCUUACAGGUUCAGUACUUCCAAAGGAAGAAACCUCCAACUCCCAAAAAGAAUAAAUACGAAUUUGUAUUUUUGAAGAAUGUGAAAUAAUGGUGUUUGCUUAAUUGCUCAUUUUGUAUAAACUUAAUAUUGUACUUUAAAAUAUCUGCUAUGAAGUGAAAAUUUAACUUUUUGGAAUUGAAAAAGCAAUAUUAAAUACUAAUGAAACCUUAAUUAAAUGCUUAUUUAAAUCUGGUA